This is a messenger RNA of Myxocyprinus asiaticus (Chinese sucker), 1541 nucleotides long. Its product is annotated as AP-1 complex subunit sigma-2-like. NCBI's taxonomy places the organism in Eukaryota, Metazoa, Chordata, Actinopteri, Cypriniformes, Catostomidae. The transcript is spliced from 5 exons. Gene Ontology annotation, biological process: vesicle-mediated transport; intracellular protein transport. The coding region runs from base 16 to 639 and encodes 207 amino acids. The record is from RefSeq and is a predicted model, not a curated record. Gene Ontology annotation, molecular function: clathrin-cargo adaptor activity. Gene Ontology annotation, cellular component: AP-1 adaptor complex; intracellular membrane-bounded organelle; membrane coat.
UCCUUAAUUGUAUCGAUGGACUUUACUGUGGCUGAAUCAAAUACUCAUGUGCGAACAGUUUUUUUUAACAAAACGCGAGAUUUUGUUGGUUAUUUACAUGGCCGCAGCCGCCGGCUUGCAACCAUCCUUCCUCUUUUGUUUCAACAGACGCGGCCAAGAAACAAAAUGCAGUUCAUGCUGCUCUUUAGCAGGCAGGGAAAACUGCGGCUUCAGAAAUGGUACGCGCCACUGUCUGACACACAGAAGAAGAAAAUCUCUCGUGAGGUUAUACAGACGGUGCUGGCACGCAAACCCAAAAUGUGCAGUUUUCUGGAAUGGAGGGAUCUUAAAAUAGUGUAUAAAAGAUAUGCCAGUCUUUACUUUUGCUGUGCCGUGGAGGACCAGGAAAAUGAGCUGAUCACCCUGGAGAUCAUCCACAGAUAUGUGGAGCUGCUGGAUAAAUAUUUUGGCAGUGUAUGUGAACUGGACAUUAUCUUCAACUUUGAAAAGGCCUAUUACAUCUUGGAUGAGUUUAUACUGGGUGGAGAAGCCCAGGAGACAUCCAAGAAGAAUGUUCUGAAAGCCAUAGAGCAGGCUGACAUGCUACAGGAGGAAGCUGAGACACCACGUAGCGUUCUGGAGGAGAUUGGACUGACAUAAAACUUUAGAAUUCAUCCUGUCCAAAUACUAACACAAAUCAUUCUUCUGUGGACAUGUUCUCUAUAUCUAUGUUUUAGGUUAGCUUAUGGGCAAAAGCAGCGUUUUAAAAUCAGCACUUCCUACAGAAACAAUUAGGUAUCGAAGCCUGUAUUUUUACUGACAAACGUCUUAGGGAAUUGAGCACAUUUAAAUCUACACCUCUAAGUUCUGAUACUGUAGAUAUGCAAAUUUCCCAUAGUGUUCAUCUGUUUGGGUUCAGGAUUAGGACAGAACAUAUGUAGCACAGAUUUGUGUCAGCAUCAUCAUACCUUUCUUGCCACUUCCUCUGUCUUAAAACAUUACCUCUCACUUUCAGCUGCCUUAAAAUACUUACUUCCAUCUGAUACAAUUUGCCAGUAUUUUAUGCAACUCCCUGUUGGUCCAGGUCAAUGCAAUGUGAGCCUGAAUCUGUCUCUGUUUAAAAAAAGAAACUGCAGAAAUGUUAGGGACCAAACUUUCUUAUUCUGUUUAAAAAAGGGAAAAACAAAAAGCGACGACGGAUAACAUUGCAGAUGGUAGAAUUGUAAAUUGGACACUGAGAACUUUUUGGAACAAUGUUUUGCAGAUAAAAAGGCACAAGAAGUAAACAUCAGUAUUAGUGAAUUCUUGACCAGCGACACUGUAAAGAUUUCCUCCUGCAAAAACGUCAUUGGUUAAGGCAAAUCAGGAGAUUUGCCAUUCAACAGCUGUUACAGUUUUAUGUCCAUGCCAAAGAAAUCACCAUUUUCAUGCCUUUUUUCCUUUAAAUCAUGUUAUCUUUGUAUACUUUCUUAUUAGACUAUGAUUCUCUGCCUUUCUCUUGGAAAUAAAUGUCCUAUGAAGCUUCAUCAAAACAAAAUGAAAAAUAAAAGUUAGAUAAUGCA